This is a messenger RNA of Exaiptasia diaphana, 1777 nucleotides long. RefSeq names its product protein stoned-B. NCBI's taxonomy places the organism in Eukaryota, Metazoa, Cnidaria, Anthozoa, Actiniaria, Aiptasiidae. The record is from RefSeq and is a predicted model, not a curated record.
AUCAGGAUUACUUAAUCCUUAAUCAUUGAGUCAUAAAUUUGACUUUAAGUAAAUAAGCCCGUCGCUUGGAUUUCUUCCUGGUUUGGAGUUUUUUAACUUGGACAAAGAAAAUAGAUUGUUCAAGAUGAAAGGUGCCGUCUAUACCUUGUGCUUUGCCUUGUGCAUCGCCUUAGUUUACUCGCAGACAAAAGCUAAGCCUACGGCAAAGCCAAAACCAACAACACCAAAACCAACAGUUGCCCCAGCUGCUUUAAAAUGUCGGGUUUAUAAUGUCACUGUCAAGAUAACAAACCAAACACAUACAGAYGACCUUGUCAACCCUUACUCUGCCGACUAUAACAAGUUAAAACUAGAAAUGGAAGCAGGACAAAGCUGCGGACGGUAAAACAAAUGUUGAAAUAUACCUCGAGAUGAAGAGCAACAGCACUGCCCAUUUGGGUAACCUUAUUGCCCAGCUUGCCAAGGGAAAGCUCGGUGCAUACCCAGCAGGAAAGAAAUUAGUCUAUGCAGGUUGCUACUACGUUCCACCAAUCCAAGUCUGYUCUUAUGGUUGYCCRACAAUAUGCGCCCCAUCAUGCAGCACCACAUGCUGCAAUCAGUACGCAAUACCUGCACCWCCAGUUGUUGUCCCUGCACCWCCACCACCACCACCUCCUCCWCCACCACCAUCUUGCCCUGCACCAUGCCAUCCUGCUUGCGCYCCUUCCUGCACCCCAGCAUGCUGCAAUACAGGAUACUUGGCCGGCCCUUACGGAAAGAGGGAACAUGCCCCAAAACCCAAAAAGGAAGACAUGAAGAAACUCAAGAAGCACUUACUCAAGAAACACCACAAGUCCAACAAGCACUAAAAGUGAUUUUUCAUCUUUGAGACAGGAUUUUGAAAGAUUGGAAACACUUUUUUGAAUUCUGUUUAGGUUUUUAGGAUAAUCCCUUUUAGUAAAGAUAUUACUGAAGUUCAUAGGAAAMCCCUUUAGCUGAAUACAACGUACAGCUAUCCUUUAGAAUUAAAGACCCCGAAACCGAUUUGGAAAGUCCAUCAAUAUCAAUAUGAUAGUUCCUUGGCGAGAUUCUGUUGAAAAGAUAUAUCAUAAAUUUUGCCAAAUUCGCAAGUGUUCAAACGUUUUCAGUACGUUUUGAAAGAGUUUGGAUACAUGUGAGACGUACGCCGAGUUUUUGAAGCUAUUCGUACACUUUAGUGAACUUUCGUAUAAAGUUAUCAAUGGCUAUUUCCAGGAAUUUUGAYUUGCAAAAUCCAUGGAAACUCCGAAUAGAAGAGGUUCAAUCUUUAGCAAUAUGAAUCAUAUUUGAAGUUUAUGGCUCGAAUCGAGCCGUUUAAUAUACUGCCAAGACGUUAUAGCUGGCGAAUUAGGUUAAACUGCCUGUAGAUAUUUCAAGAUUCCUGGGGCCUUCGGAAAACCUUUGACAAUCAUCAGAGGGCUAUCAGAUAUCUCUUCUAGUGACAAAUGAGCAACAUACUUCGAGCAGAUCUGCUUUCCUUCACGAGGAAAAUGCGUCUGUUCCAGAGAAAAAUGAGCUGUAAAUUUUGAAAACCGUGUUCUUCGUAUUCUGAGUAAUCAGUAUUCACUAUAUUGUAUUUAUAAAAUAGUGAAAAACUGAAAGUUUAUUAUUUUUUAGGUUCAUGUUUAUUUGUUUGGUUAUUUGUAGCAUUGUCUUAAGUGUUACUGGGAAAUURUUAGGAUUUAAUGUCUUAAUGUAUAUAAAUAUUGUAAGUUGCAAAGGUAAUAAAAAACAACAGACAUAAAAUUGAAAAAAAAAA